CGGAAAGCAGAGGGGACGCUGUCUCUGUUAUGGAGUGACAUCAGCACUGCUUUUCUCCGCACACAAUCUUUUCCUAUGAAUUUCCACUCGUAGAGGGGCGCGCGUCUCCACACACUUCCGUCUCAAGGAGUUCAACAACCGAAAGCCUCAUGAACAGCAUGAGCAGCUGCGGCUUCCUGAAUAUGGCGACGAUAGGAGAUUUUGACCCGCUCAGCGCCACUAUUCCAGCAACAAAAGUUGAGAUCACAGUUUCUUGCAGAAACCUGCUCGACAGGGACACAUUCUCCAAAUCAGAUCCAAUAUGUGUGCUGUACACUCAAGGCAUUGGCAACAAAGAGUGGCGAGAGUUCGGCCGAACGGAGGUCAUCGAUAACACCUUGAACCCAGACUUCGUCCGCAAGUUUAUACUGGACUACUUUUUUGAGGAAAGACAGAACUUAAGAUUUGAUCUGUACGAUGUUGACUCAAAGAGCACCAACCUGUCAAAACACGAUUUCUUAGGCCAAGCCUGUUGUACAUUGGGAGAGAUGGUGGGUUCAUUGGGCAGUCGUAUGGAGAAGCCUCUUGGGGGGAUUCCUGGGAAGAAAUGUGGAACGAUUAUUGUGAAGGCAGAGGAGCUUAGCAACUGCAGGGAGUCUGUGAUGAUGCAAUUUUGUGGCAACAAACUGGACAAAAAGGACUUCUUUGGAAAAUCUGACCCCUUCCUGGUGUUUUACCGCAGUAAUGAGGAUGGAACAUUCACAAUUUGCCAUAAAACAGAGGUGGUGAAGAACACACUAAACCCUGUGUGGCAGGCCUUCAAGAUACCUGUCAGAGCCUUAUGCAAUGGUGAUUAUGACAGAACGAUCAAGGUUGAAGUAUAUGACUGGGACCGAGAUGGCAGUCAUGACUUCAUUGGAGAAUUCAGCACAAGUUACAGAGAGCUAUCAAGAGGCCAGUCACAAUUCAACGUGUAUGAGGUCAUAAACCCCAAGAAGAAAGGCAAGAAGAAAAAAUACCUCAACUCUGGAACAGUUACGCUCCUGUCAUUUCUUGUUGACACUGAAGUUACCUUCCUAGACUAUAUCAAGGGCGGGACUCAGAUUAAUUUCACGGUGGCGAUUGAUUUCACAGCUUCUAAUGGCAACCCAGCCCAGCCCACCUCUCUCCAUUACAUGAGUCCAUAUCAGCUCAACGCCUACGCUAUGGCGCUCAAAGCUGUGGGGGAGAUCAUACAGGACUACGACAGCGACAAGAUGUUCCCUGCACUGGGCUUCGGAGCUAAACUGCCUCCUGAUGGGAGAGUAUCACAUGAGUUUGCCCUGAAUGGAAACCCCCAGAAUCCAUAUUGCAAUGGCAUUGAUGGAGUAAUGGAGGCGUAUUACCAGAGUCUUAAAUCUGUCCAGCUCUACGGUCCCACCAACUUCUCACCUGUCAUCAACCAUGUUGCCAGAUACGCUGCGUCAGUAAAGGACGGAUCACAGUACUUCAUCUUGCUCAUCAUCACAGAUGGAGUGAUAUCAGAUAUGGCCCAGACAAAGGAAUCCAUUGUUAAUGCUGCAUGUCUUCCCAUGUCAAUUAUUAUUGUUGGAGUCGGACCAGCUGAGUUUGAUGCCAUGGUUGAGUUAGAUGGAGAUGAAGUAAGGAUCUCUUCAAGAGGAAGAUUUGCUGAAAGAGACAUUGUGCAGUUUGUUCCAUUCAGAGACUACAUAGACCGCACUGGAAACCACAUACUCAGCAUGGCCCGCCUGGCCAAAGACGUUCUGGCUGAGAUCCCAGACCAGUUUCUCUCUUACAUGAGGACCAGAGGCAUCAAGCCAUCCCCAGCUCCCCCUCCGUACACACCCCCAGGACAACCACUGCAAACUCAGAUCUGAACGGGGCCCAGGAGCGAGCCUUGCUGUAUCUCAGUAUCUCUUUCUCAAUCACUCAGUGAUCUGAAGGUUCCCUCAGCUCUAUCUGUUCCUUUUCUCUUUGCACUAUGAUGGCUAAAAGAUGGACAUUGUGGUUAGACAGGGAUCUGAGGACAGGUUUACCUCUGUUAUAGGCGUUCUGUCUCACAAUGUCUUACUCCUUCUCUCUGUGUCUCUCAACGCCUGGCUAGCUCAUUUCUGAGGGCCAUGGUAGAAUGAAUAUUUGGUUCUAGCUCACUUAAGAAAUGAAAGCUAAAGGUGAAUAAAGUGAAGGAACGACUAACAUAUUGAGCUGACAGUGUCGCGCCCUGUCUCACAACAGCUGAACAGCUUCCUCUUCCUCCGACUGGAAAGAUUAAUCAAUCGCCAGUUGCAAACUGACUGUUGUAAAUAACUUUUGAAGUAGGUUUCUUCCGUCAUUUCGUAUCUCUUCCUAGCUCUGUUCUCUGAACUCUCACUCAGUGUUUACAUGUCAAUGAUUUUCUUACUGUUGAAUCGAACUUUUAUAAGCGUAACUUCUCAACAUGAAUCGCCGUAGAAAUCCUUGCUGCGUGUAAUAUUUGCCAUGCCUGUCAGGUCGCAGCGGCUGUUGUCGCCGCAGAAAACCACAUUUCUUGCAUGGAAAUGGUGUGCUCAGGCAUGAGAUGCAUGUUUUGAAAUGUUCACUUUAUUUGGCCUUUUCUCUCUUUCAUGAUUUCGUUAUAAACCAUUCACCUUUUCAUUUUACAUUUGAUUUCUCCUAUAUAUUCUUUCGUUUGAAUUAUUUUUGCCCUGAAACAAGUGCAAUAUAUGGGCAACUCAUUCUGUAAAGUGAACCUCAUGUGAUACAUUGUACUUUUUUGCUGUUAAACCUGAGCAGCCGCUCUAAAAUAAGAGCCCAGUGGUCAAAAACACAGAUGCCAUUAUUUCCUGUCUUAAAACAUCGAUAUCGUAUUGAUGUUGUGUCAUUUUCUCCUGGUUUGAAGAUGUUUUGUUUAUAUUUAAUCAUAACCUUGUAGAGUUCCCCAAAGAUAGUGAAGAAAAAGCACAAAGCUAGUUAGGAAAUCCUCAUUUCAGGAUUGUGAAUAUGUCUAGAUUUUUCCUUGAGUGUUGAAACCAGAUGUGCAGAUGUGUCCAUUUAUUUACAAACGUUUUGUAAAGAUAUUUUUGAUAUUUUAUUAUUUUAGAAAUGUGCUGCUAUUAUCAGGAAACCCAAACCAAUUUUGGGCAUAAAGUCUUCAAAAUAUAUUUUUUUUUUCUCUAUUUACCCAUCUCAUUUGUAUUUGUGGGUAUUUGUGACAAAGGUGUGGUUCCACCACAUGUACACUAGUGUUCAAAAAUGUUGUGUCACUUGACUGUAAUGCACAUUUAUACAUUUGGUAGACACCUCUUCUCUAAAGCAUUUUUAAUUAUUUCGUAAUAUUUUAAUAAUUUAAUAAUUUGUUACUUAUUAUCAUGGAUCACAAGAUAUUACAGGCCAUAACAAUAAAAUAAUUUUUGUGCAAAGUGUCA
Paramisgurnus dabryanus is the source of this 3383-nucleotide messenger RNA. RefSeq names its product copine-8. Gene Ontology annotation, molecular function: calcium-dependent phospholipid binding. Gene Ontology annotation, biological process: cellular response to calcium ion. Lineage: Eukaryota; Metazoa; Chordata; Actinopteri; Cypriniformes; Cobitidae. Gene Ontology annotation, cellular component: plasma membrane. The record is from RefSeq and is a predicted model, not a curated record.